Messenger RNA from Manihot esculenta (cassava), 2861 nucleotides. Its product is annotated as protein RIK. The coding region runs from base 311 to 1816 and encodes 501 amino acids. Lineage: Eukaryota; Viridiplantae; Streptophyta; Magnoliopsida; Malpighiales; Euphorbiaceae. Gene Ontology annotation, cellular component: nucleus. Gene Ontology annotation, molecular function: RNA binding. The transcript is spliced from 11 exons. The record is from RefSeq and is a predicted model, not a curated record.
CUAAAUUUUGCUGGUAUUGAGUCGAUCUAUCAAGUAGCCGUAGUUGUUGAUAGAAAGGUCUCACCCGAUGUGCCAUCCUACUAUUUUAUCAGCGGAUGGAUACGUAAUUCUGCCUUUCCAAACGUGUCGCAAAGCAAUUGGUUGUUCAUUCCCGUGCACCUCUCCAAAUCCAUCACCGAAUAGGUAAAAAAUUGACCGCGCCUGCCUCUCCUCCCUUCGGUUUCUCUUCCACAACCACCGUCCCCAAUAAAAGAGAUACUAAAACGCCAUAACCCUCCAAAAUAUUCCGGCGACGCCAAGAAAAUAUAUCAUGACAGAGGACAGUAGCGCUAGGGCUUCCUUGGAAGAGUCUACUGCAAACACCGAUGUUUCACAAUCUAGGCAAAGGAAAAAGAGAAAGUGGGAUCAGCCUGCUGAGCCAUUGGUUUCAGCUGGAGUUGCAGGGGCAUCUGGUGUUUUCCCAUUAGGCAACAUCGGAUCUCUUGCUGGAAUCUCUCUUCCUGGGAUUGCUUCAGUCUCUGGUGCUUUUUUAACUAAUCAAUUUGUGGCUAAUUGUGCACCCAUUCCACCGGUGUAUCAGGUGCCUUCUAUACCACAAACACAAAGCAAUGCUACAGUGGUCCCAAAAUCAGAUCAACCUAAGAUCCAGGAUGAGUUAAUAAUCGCACGAGAAAUUGUAAUAAAUGAUGCUGAGUCUUCUGUUCGUUUCAAGCUUACAAAGCGUCAGACACAGGAAGAGAUUCAGAAGUGUACCAGUGCUGUGGUGAUAACUAGGGGCAAGUAUCGUCCACCAAAUGCACCACCUGAUGGUGAAAAGCCGUUGUAUCUUCACAUAUCUGCUGGGUCUCAUUUAAAAGAUACAGCUGAAAGGAUUUUAGCAGUUGACCGUGCAGCUGCCAUGGUUGAAGAAAUGCUGAAACUGGGUUCAAAUGCACAACCUUCUUUGCCCAUUUUUCCAAUUGCUCCAGGCAGUGGAGCGAAGGCACUGAGCACGUGUGUGUUUUUGGGAUUUGACGCAGACCCAUCACUUAAUAUUGCUGCUCGAAUACGUGGACCAAAUGACCAGUAUAUAAAUCACAUUAUGAAUGAAACAGGAGCAACUGUUAUACUAAAAGGACGUGGCUCGGGAAAUUUUGAAAGCCCAAGUAGUGGAGACAUGCAGCAGCCACUUCAUCUAUUGUUGUCUGCCAAUAAUUCAAAAAGUCUUGAAGAUGCAAAACGAUUAGCUGAUAACCUUCUGGAUACUAUUAGUUUGGAGUGUGGUGCCUCCAGGGUUUCAUCAUGCAAUGUUUAUAGUGCUGUUCCACCACCUCAGCAGUUGUUGGUGGGGAUUAAGAAUUCUGGAGAUGAGCAUAAGGUAAAUACAAGUCCAACUGCUGGUUUGACGCCGUUAGCAAGGAGCUCUGCACCACCUAUUCCAUCUUCUUCAGUAGCAAUCCAUGGAACAACUUCUGUCUUUUCCCAAGGCACUGUAUAUCAACCGGGCGGAAUUGUUAACACUGUUCAGCCUCAGCUGAACUUGAUCAGACAUCCCCAGCCAUUGGUGAAUGGAGGAACGAGCUAUAGUGGAUACGAAGGGAUAUAUCCUCAGGCCACACCUCUGCAACAAGUUGCUCUAGCCCUUAGACAGUCAACAUCUCCAACAACUUCUACAGUCGCACCUGCAACAUCAAUUGCAAGCAAUGUGCCAACUCCUAGUACAAGCUCCAUUCCUGAAAAAGAGAAACGUCCUACACAUAGACGAAAAUUUCAGGAGCUACCAAUAGGUUCAAAGGACCCUGCAAUAUCUCAUCAGGUAUUUUCUCUGACCUUCUAAGAAGCUAACAGGCUGAUGCUGGAUCUAUUAGGGCCAUUGGUUUGUAUGUUUCACAGGGUGCAGUUUUGAAGGCAUUCUGCAAUGGACUUUUGCUGCAAAAGAGCCAUGAUGGACCUAUACGACCUAAAAUAUUCCUUUAGACAUAUAUGCCUGAUACUGAUAUCUCCAUAAGAAGCACCAUAUGCACUGCUGAGUUCCUGUCAGACCAGUUCUGGGAGCCAGCUUUCAAUACCAAUACCACUAUAUGAUUAAGUGGGGGUAGAAUACCAUAUUAUUCAAGAGAGAAUCUUUAACUGAAGUUCUAAAAGUUAAAAGACUUGCUAUCAAUCUGAUUUGCAUUAGUGCACCAAAUAAAUGGGUGUGGGAAAAUAGGGGAAAUUGUUGGCUGAUGGCCCACCGCAUUUUUAUGUUGGUGGUACUGGCCAAAAGCUGAUGCUAGGUGAUGGUUAAAUCUCUUCACCAGCAAGAACACUGGCUUGGCUUGUUGAUUGGAAGUAUCAAUCAAGCAAACUUUAUUAACUUGACAAGUCCUCGAUAUUUGUGUUCAUUGCACUUGCAAACUAACAAAUACAAUUUUUAUAAUGGCGUGAUAAGCACCAUUCCACUACCCUUGCACACAUUUCGAAUUUUAGUGAAAUUUUCAUGUAGAUGCUCAGAGAGACUAACAUUUUGCUUUGUGUUAAAAAGAUAAUUAUGUUUCAAAGAUAAUUAUGUUUCAUCAUCAUUCAUUAUAUAAUUGACAUUGAAAAACUAGGCUUGCAUUUCUCUUCUAACUUGUUGCAGGGUUCACACUUAAAGCCUGGUGGGCAAGUAUUAGCAGAUGAUGUGAGGAAUUUAUCAACUAUGCCUGCUCCGAAGAAAUUAGUCCAGCCAUCAUUGAAUGGAAUGCCACCACCUGCUCCACGAAACGUUCCCCCACCACCUCCACGAGCUACAUCUUCACCACCGUCGUCAAAUGGAAUGCCACCACUACCUUUGAGAACCAUGCCCCCACCACCACCACCUCCAAAAUUUAUCUCUGCAAAUGGACUACAGACGAAGAACA